Messenger RNA from Phragmites australis (common reed), 923 nucleotides. Its product is annotated as probable glutathione peroxidase 4. The transcript is spliced from 6 exons. Bases 117 to 626 code for a protein of 169 amino acids. NCBI's taxonomy places the organism in Eukaryota, Viridiplantae, Streptophyta, Magnoliopsida, Poales, Poaceae. Gene Ontology annotation, biological process: response to oxidative stress. The record is from RefSeq and is a predicted model, not a curated record. Gene Ontology annotation, molecular function: glutathione peroxidase activity.
UCGUCUUCCUGUCGGGGGAGAAGAAAAGAACUCGAGGAAAAGAAUCAAAUCAAGAAACAGGAUUCGAGAGAGCUCUGGCCGGGAGGGAGGGGAAGGGAAGGAGGAGCCGCGGAGAGAUGGGGGCGGCCGAGUCCGUGCCGGAGACCUCCAUACACGAAUUCACCGUCAAGGAUUGCAACGGCAAGGAGGUGAGCCUGGAGACCUACAAGGGCAAGGUUCUCCUCGUUGUUAACGUCGCCUCAAAAUGCGGCUUCACGGAGACCAAUUACACGCAGCUGGCGGAGCUUUAUCAGAAGUACAGGGACAAAGAUUUUGAGAUAUUAGCUUUCCCCUGCAACCAGUUCUUACGACAAGAGCCAGGAACUGCUGAGCAGAUUAAAGACUUUGCUUGCACCAGAUUUAAAGCUGAAUACCCAGUUUUUCAGAAGGUGCGUGUAAAUGGGCCGGAUGCUGCGCCAGUUUACAAGUUUCUGAAAGCCAGCAAACCUGGUUUGUUUGGGUCAAGAAUCAAAUGGAAUUUUACCAAGUUUCUUGUCGACAAGAAUGGAAAGGUUAUCGAGAGAUACUCAACUACGACUGCUCCAUUGUCAAUUGAGAAGGACAUCCAGAAGGCCCUUGAGAAUUAGAUCUCAUACCCUCCCAUCCAUCUCCCACUUGCAGAAGUAGGCGCUUGCAAAAGUAUUCAGUUGUAACAUCUAGACGUCCGUGCUUGUUUGUAGUGAUUUUGUGUAUGCUUUUCACCUUCACGCUUUCUGUGCUUGGUUUCCAUUUGUGUAAGUAGAGGUUGACUAGAGCACCUUCUUACCUAUACUGCCCUCGUAUGGUUUGCCAUUUUUUUCUCAUUCUGUUAAAAAACACGACAUAUCACUGCAAGCUAUGUAACAUUGUUGAAGCAUUGUAAUUUGAGCCAAGGUUUGUGCUUU